Messenger RNA from Gadus chalcogrammus (walleye pollock), 992 nucleotides. Its product is annotated as small ubiquitin-related modifier 2-like. Lineage: Eukaryota; Metazoa; Chordata; Actinopteri; Gadiformes; Gadidae. The record is from RefSeq and is a predicted model, not a curated record. Gene Ontology annotation, molecular function: ubiquitin-like protein ligase binding; protein tag activity. Bases 83 to 370 code for a protein of 95 amino acids. Gene Ontology annotation, biological process: protein sumoylation. Gene Ontology annotation, cellular component: nucleus. The transcript is spliced from 4 exons.
AUAAUAAUUUAAGCGGUAGCGAGCACGUGCGCGUACCCGUAUUCUUUGUGUUGCAGCGUAGAGAAGCGCAAAAAGAGUAACCAUGGCUGAUGAAAAACCUAAGGAAGGAGUGAAAACGGAAAGCAGCGAGCAUAUAAACCUGAAGGUAGCAGGACAGGAUGGCUCUGUGGUUCAGUUCAAGAUUAAAAGGCACACCCCCCUCAGCAAACUCAUGAAAGCCUACUGCGAGAGACAGGGACUGGCCAUCCGGCAAAUCAGGUUCCGGUUUGAUGGACAGCCAAUAAACGAGACGGAUACACCAUCACAAUUGGAAAUGGAGGAUGAAGAUACGAUUGACGUAUUCCAGCAACAGACAGGCGGUCUGCUUUAAUCGCAGCCGUGUAUCAGCAACCGGUUCCCCCCAUCAUCCUUUCCUGAAUCGCUACACACACAAACGCACGCUCAAUAUGCUUAUUUGCAACUCUCUCUGCUGUCACAAAAGAAUGGCCAGACAUCAGCAUUCUCAACUACAAUUUUUUUUUUUUUUUGUAUAGUUUUUUUGACUUUAUUCUCACCCAUGUUACUUUGCUGUUGUUGUACAUAAUGCAGUCUAAGUUAUGGUUUUAUUUGCUGAUGUCAUGCCAUGGCAAAUGUUACUCGACCUCGUUUAGACUUGGUAGGGCUUGUUCUGAAGAUACAGACUAUGAAUGGAAAGAAUGAAUUGAAAGGAAUUAAUUGAAUGUUUGGCUAUAGGCUAGGCUUAGCUGUCAUCUGAGAAAAAAGCUCUACAAGUCAAUCUGUUUUGGGCUGGAUAUUGCAGAGCAGAUUAUUGUAUUAAGUCUAUCUGCCUAAAAAAUUGAUUUUCUAACCCCUUUUUUAAAUAAAGUAGUGAAUGUGUAGGAAAAAUGACCACCUUGUCUUAUAGUUAUGCAAGGCCAUAAUGUCAUGUUAGUCUAAAUCUUAAUCUGAAGUUAAUGUUUGUUUAAAUAAAUCGACUGUUUUUACCAAACUCC